ACAUUAUCCAAGCUACACUACCAUGCGCAUCAAGGACACACUAGCCAGUGGUUGAGUACGGAUAAUUCAUCCCCAUUGCUUCGAUGAGUACUAUUUAAAGCUGCUCCUGUAUCUCGCCCGAAAAGGAUAGAGGCUACAGCAUGAGAAUCACCAUGAUGCCUGCAAUUUAUGCAGUCUCGAGAGACCGGUUUUUGCAUCCGCCCACUCAGCCUUAUAUUCGACCAAAGCUCGCUUGAUAUAUCAAAAAGGCCACGGCAUCGCCUGCAGGUCUACAGCAAGCCACAAGAUAGCGCUUCAUCUGAUUUGCGCGUCAGACAGAGAUGAAGUUCUUAGUCUGUCUGAUAGCGUGUAGCCCACCAAUCUGCUAAUGCGCGUAUGCGCCCUCUUUCUCAGCUACUCGAGUAAGACCCCGGUCAUCAUGCCUCCUAAUUUCAACUCCCAAUCCCCAAGCGGGGUUGACGGCAAGUGGUGUCUCGAAAGCCCAAGGUGCGGUGAAGAGACGCCGUCCAUAUAUCUUGAGCUCGCAUCUCGACAUCUCCGUCGACUUUGCAGCCUUCCUCAACCCUCAAUCAACAUCUCCAUCAUGAAGAGGCCUACUUCUCUUCCCGUCUCUUUCACGGUCCAGGGGGUCACGAUUCCAGCCCUCGGGUUGAGCACAUUCCCUGGUGAUGCGACCAACGAGAAGGUCAAGGAUGUCGUGUUCAAGGGCCUGUUGUGCGGGUAUCGCCACAUUGACACAGCGGCCGCGUAUUUGACCGAGCAGGCGGUAGGAGAAGGGAUUGAAAAGAGUGGGCUUCCUCGAGAAGAGAUCUUCGUGACUGCCAAGCUACCCCAAACGUGCCACGCUGCUAGCGAUGUCGAGGGUGCUCUUGGUCGCACCUUGAGGGCGCUCAAGCUGGACUACGUGGACCUUUACCUCAUGCACUUUCCACAUGCCCUGGUUAAAGGCCCCGAGUAUCUGCCCCGGCAAGAGUGCGAUGGAAAGCCUGUGGUUGAUCACUUUUUAUCAAAGCGAUAUCCUGAAACCUGGCGUGCCAUGGAACGGCUUGUCGACAAUGGCAAAGCGAGACUCAUUGGGGUCUGCAAUUUCAACAUUCUCAAACUCAACAGGUUGCUUCAAACGGCCCGAAUCCGACCCGCUGUCAACCAGGUCGAACUCCAUCCUUAUCUUCCACAGAUCGAUCUGCGAGAGUUUUGCAAAAUGGAGGGAAUUCAUGUCAUGGCUCAUCAGCCGCUCGGGGGCAAGCCUUCGUUGCGUGAUGGCCCGGAUGCCCAUCAUAUAAGACCAUUGAUAGAUACGGAUAUUCUCCAGCUGUCUAGAAAGAACUUUCGGGGCCGGGCUCAGCUCAUCCUCUCCUGGAUCGUGCAGCAGAAUAUAUCCGUGGUCCCCAGGACCACCCGGAUCGCACAUCUAAUAGAUAACAUGAACCUGAAGCGGCUGACGAGCGACCAAAUGCUUGGUAUGGCGAUGAUCAGCAGGACGGUGGGAGAAUUCCGUUUCUCGGACCCUCGCCACGAACUUGGAUUUGAUAUAUUCGAUGAAAAGGAAGACCAGCCGGAGGUGGAAUGGGACGACGACCCUUUGUUAAAAAGGUAUCCCGAGCUUUUGACCUUCUAGCUCGGAGUCAAGUGUAUAGCAUUACAUACUACAUGGCCUUUUGUCUCCUGGAUAGCAC
Messenger RNA from Aspergillus fijiensis CBS 313.89, 1676 nucleotides. RefSeq names its product aldo/keto reductase family protein. The transcript has 8 exons. NCBI's taxonomy places the organism in Eukaryota, Fungi, Ascomycota, Eurotiomycetes, Eurotiales, Aspergillaceae. The record is from RefSeq and is a predicted model, not a curated record. Gene Ontology annotation, cellular component: cytosol. The coding region runs from base 419 to 1618 and encodes 399 amino acids. Gene Ontology annotation, molecular function: aldose reductase (NADPH) activity.